This is a messenger RNA of Mercurialis annua (annual mercury), 1215 nucleotides long. Its product is annotated as putative F-box protein At5g55150. The record is from RefSeq and is a predicted model, not a curated record. The transcript has a single exon. NCBI's taxonomy places the organism in Eukaryota, Viridiplantae, Streptophyta, Magnoliopsida, Malpighiales, Euphorbiaceae. Bases 1 to 1215 code for a protein of 404 amino acids.
AUGGAGAAAACGAUACUGAAUUGGUCAGAUAUCAAUAGCGAUCUUUUAACUGAAAUCGCUGAUCGAAUAAAAUGCCUGCGAGAUUUUAUCAUCUUCGGCGCGGUAUGCAAGUCAUGGCGAUCAGUUGCUACGCCCGAGAUAUUCAACAAAUCGACCAAAGUUCCGUGGCUUUUGCUCGAUCAAGAUAAAUAUUACGGUCACAGCCCCCGUAAGUUUUUAAACCUUUCGAAAGAUGUCAUUUAUACUAUCAACUUAGGAACCCCUCGUAAAGUUCGAUUAUCAAUCACUGAUUGGAAAUUUCUUUUAGUAUCUUUUAUCAAAGAAAAUAAAUAUUUCAUGUGUUCAAAAGGAUGGUAUUUGAUAGUCGAGAACCAAACACAAUUAAGUCUUUUGAAUCCUUUUUCGCUUUCUAGAAUCGAUCUGCCACAUCCUUUCCCUUUCUCGAAAGACUAUGGGAUUAAUGAAGUCAUCCAACCUGUUAUCAUGAAUUUUGCCUUAUCCUCCAGUCCGAAUUCCUCAUCAGAUUUUACAAUCAUGAUUAUCUACCGUAUAAAUCCAACGCGCACGGCAGAAUUAGCGUUUUGGAAAAAUGGAGAUCGCAAAUGGACGGAUAUUGACCUGAUAUUUUCUACAUAUUUUGUGGAUAUGACAUACCACAACGGUCAAUACUAUGCUGCUCAUCCGAGUGCUCAACAUAUGGGCUUUCCAAACAGAUAUGUUGUUCAUGAAAUCGACAUUCGAAACUCUGCAUCUGUUUCAAUACGUACCAAGUCAUUUACGAUUUCCUCUAGGAAACAAUUCCGCCAAAUUCCAUUUUGGAUAGUUGGAUCUUCUCGAGUGCUGAUGAUGGUCGCUUUAAGCUCAGAGUUAUAUUGGGAGUGCGACCCUUGUUAUUCUAACGAGCCAAUUAACUAUCAGCAGACUUUUAUAGUUGAAGAGGUUGAUUUUGAGAACGGAGAAAGUAAAGAGAUGAGUAAUUUUGGAGAUGAAGCUUUAUUUUUGGGAUUUAAGUCUUCCUACUUUGCUGAUGUAUCUAAAGAAUCGAGAUUUAAGCCGAAUCACAUAUACUUUGCUGAUAACUUUAAAAAGUCGUUUUGGUGGCACAAAGGAGGUGUUGGUGUUUACAGCAUGAUUGAUGGAUCAUCUACGCGGCUUUUCAGUGAGUCAGACUCUGGUUACGGUUGUUCUAGUCAAUGGAUCGAACCGAGACCUUGA